Candoia aspera is the source of this 2325-nucleotide messenger RNA. It is a transcript of the gene COQ10B, whose product is annotated as coenzyme Q10B. The coding region runs from base 49 to 738 and encodes 229 amino acids. Gene Ontology annotation, biological process: ubiquinone biosynthetic process; cellular respiration. The record is from RefSeq and is a predicted model, not a curated record. The transcript is spliced from 5 exons. NCBI's taxonomy places the organism in Eukaryota, Metazoa, Chordata, Lepidosauria, Squamata, Candoiidae. Gene Ontology annotation, cellular component: mitochondrion. Gene Ontology annotation, molecular function: ubiquinone binding.
GUGGGAUGGGGGAGUGAGGGUGGCUCGAGGCUCCGCGGAAAGUCGAAUAUGGCGCGGAGCAGUCGGGCUGUUGGCAAGGCUCUGGUGGAGAGGUUGGCAGUGCCUUCGCGCAGAGUAGCCCUCAGGCAUUUGACUUCUUGGGAAAUAUUGGUGAGCAAAGCCCCACUGCCACAAAUACCAGCAAAAAAUUGUGCCUUUCCAAGAAGAACUUACUUCAACAUUACUGCACCAUUCGUGAACAAAAGGAAAGAAUAUUCAGAAAGAAGGAUUAUAGGGUAUUCUAUGCAAGAAAUGUAUGAUGUGGUAGCUGUUGUAAGCGAAUACAAGAACUUUGUUCCUUGGUGCAAAAAAUCAGAUGUAUUAUCCAAACGUUCAGGAUACUGCAAAGCUAAAUUAGAAAUAGGAUUUCCUCCUGUGUUGGAAAAAUACACAUCAGUUGUUACACUAGUCAGACCUCACUUGGUUAAGGCAUCAUGUACAGAUGGAAAAUUAUUUAAUCAUCUGGAAACUGUGUGGCGCUUCAGUCCAGGAAUUCCUGGCUAUCAAAGGACAUGCACCUUGGAUUUUUCAAUCUCUUUUGAGUUUCGCUCCCUUCUGCAUUCUCAGCUUGCCACAUUGUUCUUUGAUGAAGUCGUUAAACAGAUGGUAGCUGCAUUUGAAAGAAGAGCAGCCAAGUUGUAUGGCCCAGAAACCAGAAUACCUCGAGAGUUAAUGCUUCAUGAAGUGCAUCAUACAUAAAGUAGUUUUCAAACUUCUUGGACAACGCAUUUACAUAUGAGAUGUUUUUCUCAUGUGCGCUUCCAGUUAUAUGGGGCAUUUUUUGCCAAUUAUGUAUACUACUACUGUAUAAAACAUGCAUGUAAGAUGCAGAUGUACAUAAGUCAAGUGCAAUUCUAAGGUGCUGGUAAGUUCACUGAGUGGCAGCUACAUUUACAAUUGCCUCCCUCAUCUUUUCAUCAGCAUGUAUAAAACUCAGCACUGUUACCAGUUCUAUAGCCUUAUUUUGACAAUGUUUAAUAUUUACUAUUGAAAUCAAGUUUAAGUUAUUAUUUUAAAUGCAUAUUUAAGUUAUUUUUAGUAUUCAAAAUUAGCUUUAACUAGUAGUGUGCAGUUCUGAAAGCAAAGCUUUUUUCUUAGUACAUAAACUUUGGUAGCAGACUUAAUAUGCGGUAUUUUAGUAAGUUAUAUGAAUCCUACAGAAAGGGUUCAGCUUCAUCAGCACAUUAUUUAAUAUGGUACUGUAGUACACUGUUGCAAGAUUCCAACAGGCGGCUACAUAUACUGGGUCUAAUAUGAAUAAUCAUGAAUUCUCACUUUAAAAAUGUUCCAGUUAAUGACAAACCAUAAUGCCUGGGGGUUUAUGGCUUGCUUCUAGUGGCUUUCUUCUACCAGCAGAACUGACAGUGCUAGCAAAGCACAUUCCCACCUUCCUCCAUAGUGUUCUCAAUCUGCUUUAGAAAGUUGGAAAACAGAUUAGGAAAAACAGGAGAAGGGAUACUACUGUUUGCGUGACUUGGCUUCUGUAACAUUGGCAUUAACUAUAUGUAAAUAUAGUUUAAGUUAAAGCAACAGUGUAUUUGAAUUUAACACCUUUAUAAUUUUAUAUAUUGCUGCACUUAAUGUUUGUAAUAGAGUUUGAUAAGCCUUGCUUGAUUCAUAAACAUACUAUCUCCUAUAUUCUUUUAUGACACCAUGCACUCCUCAUUUUUUAUUUUUGAUAAAUGUGAGGGUACUGUUAAUAUGUGGUCAGCUGCAUUCCUUACUACAGAACUGCUUCAACAUUGUUCAUAGGUCCCACAAUCAAGUUAGCCCUAGAGCUUUAAUCAUGAAAAGGGAUUACUCAGGCAAGAGAAGUUCUUAGAUUAAAUGAAAGUACAGUGGGAUUCUAAACUGCUUCAAUUCUACCUUCAGCUACAAAAAUAUUAUUAAAACUUUUUUGGGCCAUUAUUGGAAGGCAGCUUAAUCAUCUCACUUUCCAUUUUCAUGUAUUAAAAGAAAAAUAGCUUGAGAACAAUUUUUAUAUGGAAGUUACCUUUGAAGAGUAACUUGUCUUCCUUUGAGAAAAAAGAUUUUACUAAGAGUUAUUGCCAGUUGGCUCUGAAAUCCAAGAAAUAUUGUCCAGGAAAAUCUAGUACUUGCUAUGAUUAGGAUUAUGUUGUGAAUAAGUUAAUACAUACCAUACGUUAGAGCAAUCUUUUUAUUACAUAAAGUUGUCACAUAAUUGUAUAUUUGUCUACUUUGUACACAAUUUUAUUCAGUCUUGCACACAAUGGCUUCUGCAUUUUUUAGUGACGGCAGGCACCAAUAAAGUCUGAUUUAGCAGAA